AAGCUAAGAAGAUCAACAUUCAUUCAUUCAUUUCUCUUCUAACGAAAACCCUAGACCCAAACAACAAGAAGAAGAAGAAGAAAGUACUCACCAACACAGAAGAGAAAAGAUGUCAGGAGCAGGAGGACCCGUUUCACAGGACUGGGAACCCGUUGUCCUCCGCAAGAAGGCUCCCACCGCCGCUGCCAGGAAAGAUGACAAGGCUGUCAACGCCGCUCGCCGCGCCGGAGCUGACAUCGAAACCGUCAGGAAACAUAAUGCUGGGACAAACAAAGCUGCUUCAAGUGGCACUUCACUGAACACUAAGAGGCUGGAUGAGGAUACAGAGAAUUUAACUCAUGAUCGUGUGCCAACUGAACUCAAGAAAGCUAUAAUGCAAGCCCGGAUGGAUAAGAAAUUAACUCAGGCUCAACUUGCUCAGAUAAUCAAUGAGAAGCCUCAAGUGAUCCAGGAGUAUGAGUCAGGGAAAGCGAUUCCAAACCAGCAGAUUAUUGGCAAAUUGGAGAGAGCCCUUGGUGCCAAACUGCGUGGCAAGAAAUGAGGAACCAAAUCUGAUGGCUGUUUAUGUAGUCAGUUUUUUAUCUCGCUGUCCAAGAUGGUUGCGUUUGCAUGUUGCAACCGGAGGCUUUAACAUGUUCAGACAUAAUGAUGUAUUUACUAAAUAUUACCAUACGAAACACAAGCUGUGGUAACUAUCACCGACUACCUUCCAUCCAUGUCUGUUAAAUAACAAAGUUAGCUUUGUCACA
Molecule: messenger RNA, 749 nt
Organism: Lotus japonicus
Lineage: Eukaryota; Viridiplantae; Streptophyta; Magnoliopsida; Fabales; Fabaceae
Product: multiprotein-bridging factor 1a-like
Exons: 4
Coding region: 110-541 (143 amino acids)
Cellular component (GO): nucleus
Molecular function (GO): DNA binding
Source: RefSeq, a predicted model, not a curated record